Zychaea mexicana is the source of this 2423-nucleotide messenger RNA. RefSeq lists its product as uncharacterized. Bases 75 to 2297 code for a protein of 740 amino acids. Lineage: Eukaryota; Fungi; Mucoromycota; Mucoromycetes; Mucorales; Lichtheimiaceae. Gene Ontology annotation, molecular function: mRNA binding. The record is from RefSeq and is a predicted model, not a curated record. Gene Ontology annotation, cellular component: cytoplasm; nucleus. Gene Ontology annotation, biological process: regulation of gene expression. The transcript has 10 exons.
CGCUUUUUCUCUAUUUCCCCAUCGCAUUUGAAAGCUUUUUUUUUUUUUUUCGCUACAGAAAAAGAAAAUUUAUAAUGGACAAUCGAUCACCUACAACAGACAUGUCGGCAGUACCGCCCCCACCAUCGCUUACUAACAGCGGUGGUGGCCCUGUCAAUUUUAACGAUGCCUUGUCAAAAGCCAGAGCUAUUGCUGAAAAGCUCAAGAAACAGAAUCCUGGAGGAGCGGCGCCACCAGCUGCUGCACCUUCUGCUGGUGUGAAACGUGGCCACCGUGAUGACGGUUACGAUGACGAAUAUCAACCACAGUCUUCUUAUCGUAGUGGUGAUUACUAUGACGACCAGCGUGAUACCAAGCGUGGCAUGUACGACCGCUAUGAAGCAACAUCUUCGCGACCUCGGUAUGGCCUCGGUUCAGAGGAAAGAAAAUCAAUGUCGUCAGGAGGCGGCGGAUACGGUGGUUAUGGUGCUGCUGCUGCUGCUGGUGGUGGCUCCAACGAAGCAUAUAUUCAAGAAGAGUGCUCUGUACCCAACCACAUGGUCGGCUUAUUGAUUGGCAAAGGUGGCGACAAUUUGAAAAAGAUUGAGCGCAUGUCUGGUGCCAAAGUGCAAAUUGCCCCAGAUAUGGGUGAAUUGGAACGAAAGGUGCAUAUGACGGGUGAAGAGGAUCAAGUCAAGAUUGCCAGAGACAUGAUCCAGCAGAUUGUUGAUGAUACUCGUAACAACGAAUCCACACGCUACGGUGGUGCGCGCGGUGGUGCUGCGCCUGGAGAUGCAAUGUCGGCGGGAGCAGGAGGUGCUAUGGGUGGCAGUUAUGGCCCACCCGCGUCGCGUAAUAAUGGCAAUGAUACUACCAUGAUGGUCCCAGGUAGCAAAGUCGGAUUGAUCAUUGGCCGUGGUGGCGAAACGAUUCGUGAUCUUGAAGAGCGUAGUGGUGCAAAAAUCACUAUCAUCCCUGAAAACAAUGGUGGUGAACGCUCUGGCGAACGUUGCAUCAGCAUCUCUGGCGAGUCACCUGCUGUGCAGCGUGCCAAGGCACUCAUUGAUGAGAUUGUUAGUGACGCGCCUGCGCAUGCCACGACAAGUGUUGCUCCUAGCCGUGAUUGGACUGCUUAUCGUCAGCAGCAUUAUCAGCCUCAUGGUGGAGAUCGUGGUGGACGAGGCGGACCAGGAGGAGACGACGAUAGCUAUGGUGCCUAUGGUGGUGGUGGUCGCGGCGGCGGCCCUCGCGGCGGCGACGAAGGUCGCAGUUCAUACGGACCUCCUCAAGAUCGUGGCUAUGGACGUGGCCGAUUCAACAACUACUACAACAACGAGGAAGAGGAGGGUGAAAAAGAAUCCGUGCAAGUUCCACAAAAUGCAGUCGGUUUUAUCAUUGGCAAACGUGGUGAUACUGUACGUGCGUUGCAAGAUCAGUCCGGUGCUCGUAUCAAGGUUGAUCCUAACGGUGAUCCCAAUGCCCCUGAGAGAACCAUUAGUAUUUUCGGUAACCCUGAUGCUGUUGCACUGGCCAAACAACUGAUCGAGGACAAGGUCGCGGAAGGAAAUGCUAACCGUGAUCGCAAUGCCGGUGGUGGUGGUCGAUUUGGCCAUGAUGGUGGUCGACGCGGUGGAUAUCGUGGCUAUGGCAACGAUCGCUACGGCGGUCACCAUCACAACAACAACCGCUAUCACCAGCAGCAUCAUCAACAACAGUAUCAAGAUGACAGGGGCAAUGGUGGUGAUAGUAGUGCCAGUGGUUACGAUUACUCGCAAUAUCAACAGUACUACGCGCAAUACGGUGGCUAUGACCAAUACCAGCAGCAGGUGGCAGCGGCGGCUGCACAGCAAGGCACCGGUGAACAAGGCACGGAUUUAACACAAGGUAAUUAUCAGUACAACGGUUAUCCCUACAACUACGGCGGCCAGCCAGGAGCCCCAGCAACUUUAACAGACGAUGCUCCAUCAAGCAAUAAGGCUGAAGGAAACGGUGACGAAACGAAGACCACGACGGACGAGCGCGAGUCUAAGGAUCCAGCAACAGCAGCUGAAGAACAAGGAGGUAGCAAGGAUCAAGCGGACUAUUAUGCACAAUAUUAUGGUCAGGGUACCACUACUGCUGGUGGUGAUGGAGCUGGAGAUGAUCAGCAACAACAGCAAGGACAAUGGACACAGGAAGCCUACUAUCAAUGGUAUCAACAGUAUUAUGGUCAGCAAUAUGCUGCUGCUGCUGCUUCUCAACAGCAGAAUCAAGAUGGUCAACAGCAGCAACCUGAAAAUGAGCAACAACAUGAGCAAUCCACUGAUAAUGAUGCUUGAAAAAGAAAAUGACCCAAGACUCUUUCCUUUAUAUCUGUUUCUCUCUCUCUCUCUCUCUCUCUCUCACAUAUCUCUAUAAGCUGUCGUAAAACAAAGUUAUUGUAAAAAAUGAUGAAUAAUGUUUUU